UAAGGUUCAUCUUCUUCCUCCCUUCACCAUAUGGACGAAUUUUCAUUUUCCAUUUUUCUCCAUCUCCAUUUUCUUUAUCUUCCAUCCAAAAUCUCACCAUUUUCAUGCAUGAAAUUAGAUCUCCUUCCUUUUUCUCAUCUCUAGCAAGUGAUUAAUUGAAGAAGGAGAGGCAAAAUCAAGAGAUGUUUAUGUGAAUAGUACCUCAAAAGGGAGAAAGUUUAGGUAAAAAGAGAGGCCUUACAUGGGUUUUGAAGAAUUAAGUUGUUUGAUGCCGAAAUUCUUUGAUUGUUGAAAUUUUUUCCCAUCGGAAGCAGCCUGGUUCCUCUGUUGGUUUAGGCUGGGUGAUGAUUACACAGUUUGAAUUGCUCUACUGAAGCUGCAUAAUCUUGAUUCCGUCUGUUGUUUUUGGAAAAUCCAAUUUAACAAUGGCCACAGAUACUCUUGUUAAUCUGUGGGAAAGCUUGGCUAAAUUGCCUCUAGUUAUGCUCUUCAAGGAUACAAGGAAUGUUUUCAAUGUGGAUGAGUUAGCAGUAGAAAUAGCACAAAUUGCAGUUCCUGCUGCACUUGCUUUAGCAGCAGAUCCUGUUGCUUCUCUAAUCGAUACAGCAUUCAUUGGCCAUUUAGGACCUGUGGAGCUUGCUGCUGUGGGAGUUUCUAUUGCCAUUUUUAAUCAAAUGUCAAAGAUUGCAAUUUUCCCACUUGUCAGUGUUACGACGUCUUUUGUUGCCGAGGAAGACAGUGCUGGAAAAUCGAGUACCAAGGAAGAUGCAUCACUUGAAGAUGGUUCGGUUGUCAAUAAGGAAAUGGAAGAGUUAUUACCUAAAUCUGAGUCUACACACAAAUCAUCCUCUGCAAGCAGCAUUUCCACCAAAAGAGAUUAUGAGAGAAGGCACAUACCAUCUGCUUCUUCAGCAUUGGCUAUUGCUUGUGUCCUUGGUGUAAUCCAGGCUUUAUUUCUCAUUUUGGCUGCAAAACCAGUCCUGAGCUACAUGGGUGUACAAUCUGAUUCCCCAAUGCUAAUACCAGCACAACAAUACUUGACAUUGAGGUCACUAGGGGCUCCUGCUGUUCUUCUUUCAUUAGCGAUGCAAGGGGUUUUCCGAGGAAUUAAGGAUACGAAAACUCCUCUAUUUGCUACAGUUGUGGGAGAUGUAGCAAAUAUCAUCUUGGACCCAAUAUUUAUAUUUGUAUUCAGACUGAAUGUCAGUGGUGCAGCCAUUGCUCAUGUUAUUUCUCAGUACCUAAUCUCCCUGAUUCUGUUGUGGAAAUUAAUUGAACAUGUUGAUCUAUUGCCUCCCAACAUUAAAGAUCUACAAUUUAGUAGAUUUCUAAAAAAUGGAUUUAUGCUGUUGAUGAGGGUAAUAGCUGCGACAUUCUGUGUCACGCUGGCUGCAUCAUUGGCGGCAAGAUAUGGAUCAACUUCAAUGGCUGCAUUUCAGGUUUGCUUGCAGAUUUGGAUGGCAACUUCUUUGCUUGCAGAUGGGCUGGCUGUGGCUGGACAAGCAAUUCUUGCAAGUGCAUUUGCAAAUAAGGAUCACGACAAGGCCAAGGCCAUUACUUCUCGUGUAUUCCAGUACGGUUUGAUUUUAGGCCUGGUUCUCUCGAACUUGCUUUUAGGUGGCCUACAGUUUGCUUCAAGAUUAUUUACAGAAGAUGUCAAUGUUUUGAAUCUUAUUAGUGUGGGCAUCCCGUUUGUUGCAGCAACUCAAAUCGUAAAUGUUUUAGCCUUCGUUUUCGAUGGAAUCAAUUAUGGAGCAUCUGAUUUUGCAUACUCUUCAUACUCAAUGGUUUUGGUGUCAAUAAUAAGCAUCGUAUGCUUAUUUACAUUAUCAUCUAGUCAUGGCUUCUUUGGCAUCUGGGUUGCAUUGACCAUUUUCAUGACUUUACGUGCAUUUGUGGGCUUAUUGAGAAUAGGAACUGGAAUGGGACCUUGGAGCUUUCUCAGAAGUUGAGCUUCUUCUCCCUUGUUUAUCACAGCUAGCAAAUACUAUUCUGACCUCCGAAUAGGAACGGGAAUGGGACCUUGGAGCUUUCUCAGACGUUGAGCUUCUUGUCCAUUGUUUAUCACAGCUAGCAAAUACCAUUCUGACCUGUUUGGAAAAAGGGAAAAUUUUAAAGGUCAUUGCAUUUUGGCAUCUGUAUUAGUCACGGGUCCUUCAUUCUGUACGCAGUACAGUAGAUAUAUGCACAAUCUAUUUCGAGAAGAAUAAAAAUAAAAAGAGAUGUAUAUUGCAA
Messenger RNA from Manihot esculenta (cassava), 2235 nucleotides. RefSeq names its product protein DETOXIFICATION 42. Gene Ontology annotation, cellular component: membrane. Gene Ontology annotation, molecular function: xenobiotic transmembrane transporter activity; antiporter activity. The record is from RefSeq and is a predicted model, not a curated record. Gene Ontology annotation, biological process: transmembrane transport. The transcript is spliced from 15 exons. Lineage: Eukaryota; Viridiplantae; Streptophyta; Magnoliopsida; Malpighiales; Euphorbiaceae. Bases 426 to 1952 code for a protein of 508 amino acids.